Messenger RNA from Saitoella complicata NRRL Y-17804, 1738 nucleotides. RefSeq lists its product as uncharacterized. Gene Ontology annotation, cellular component: endoplasmic reticulum membrane. Bases 66 to 1631 code for a protein of 521 amino acids. The record is from RefSeq and is a predicted model, not a curated record. The transcript is spliced from 4 exons. Lineage: Eukaryota; Fungi; Ascomycota; Saitoellomycetes; Saitoellales; Saitoellaceae. Gene Ontology annotation, molecular function: alpha-1,6-mannosyltransferase activity. Gene Ontology annotation, biological process: protein N-linked glycosylation.
CGUUCAGAUCCAUCGGCCAUUGCAAUUGUCCUACAUCAAUUGCAACUUAUUUGAUCUCCUCGGCCAUGAGAGCAGAAACGCUUCUUCUCUUCGCUGCGCCUUUGGCUUAUUUGGCGCUCGCACCGUAUACUAAAGUCGAGGAGUCAUUCAACCUUCAAGCGGCGCAUGACAUUUUGAAGUUCGGAAUUGGGCCUGAAGGCUUGAAAAAGUAUGAUCAUGUCGAAUUCCCCGGCGUCGUACCACGUACAUUCCUCGGCGCGGCGGUCCUUGCGAUGCUCGCGUCGCCAGCGAGGCUUCUUGAUCUCGAUCCGUUUGCGUAUCAAUACAUCGUACGUGGGAUUCUGUCGAUUCUGAUGUCUCUCGCACUCUAUCGCUUCUAUACCGUGGCGGAUCGGGCUCUUGGCCGAUCAACUGCGUUCUGGUUUGUCUUGUUACAGGCGACGCAGUUUCACGUCAACUUUUACGCGUCGCGAACACUGCCUAACACCUUUGCCUUCAUCCUCACCAUCUACCUUCAACAUCGGCUAACUGUCUGCGUUAUAGCUACAAUCGCCCAAAGCUUCUUCCUCCAAAACCGCAUCCCCCUCGCCUUGGCCCUCCUCACCUUCACUACUACAAUCUUCCGCAUCGAACUCCUGCUCCUCCUCGCCACAACAACCCUCCGCCUCCUCCUCACCCGCCGAAUCACCAUCCCAACCAUCAUCAAAUCCGGAUUCAUCGGUGGUAUCAGUGGGUUGUUGGUCACCGUGGGUGUAGAUUCCUGGUUUUGGGGCGAGGCACCGAUGUGGCCCGAGGCGGUGGGGUUUUGGUAUAAUGCUGUAUUGGGGAAGAGUGUAGAGUGGGGUGUUUCGCCGUGGUGGACGUACUUCCUCGAAUCACUGCCCAAGCUGUCGUUGAAUCCGUUGACGUACGUGGUGCUUGUUCCUUUGGCGGUGGCGUGGCAUCCGAGGAGGAGGGUUGCGUGGGAUUUGGUGGUGCCGUAUUUGGCGUUCGUUGCGGUGUAUUCGGUACAGCCUCAUAAGGAGUGGAGGUUCAUUGAGUAUGUUGUGCCGCCGUUGACGCUCACGGCUGCGAUGGGUGCGUCGUAUAUCUGGGACCGCCGUUCCAAAUCCGUCAUGUAUAAACUUUGUUCCAUUGCCGUUACGCUGAGCGUUCCAUUCACCCUCGCCCUCGCCCUUCUCAUGGGUCUCAUCUCCUCGCUAAACUACCCUGGGGGCCACGCACUUGCCCAUCUUCACUCCCUCUCCCAUGCCACUUCUUCUACCAACAGGGUGUGGAUGGAUGUGGCAACAUGUAUGACAGGUGCCUCAAGAUUUGGACAGAGAGAGGCGGAGGGGUGGUGGUAUGAUAAGACGGAGGACGAGCAGCGAUUGCUGGAGGAGGGCUUCUGGGAGGGAGUCGAUUGGAUUAUCACGGAGCACGUUGGGAAAUUCGAGAGGGCUGAGUGGGAGAAGGUGGAGGUUGUUAGGGGGUAUGCUGGGGUUGGAAAAUUGAGCGUCGUUGGUGGGAUUGAGGAACAGGGUAGGAGUGACGUGCCGAGAGUUGGGUGGUGGGAGAGGUGGGCGGCCUUGUGGCCCGCACCAUAUGGUGUGAGGUUGGCAGAGAGGAUUUGGAUUUUGCGGAAAAACUGAGGGAACCACGCGUUUGAGAUCUCUUACGCCGAAAACUCUAGAUCAGAUGACUGAAAAUGCGAACUGGACUAGCUGUUGUGGUGCACAUGUAGACCACGCUCCGGGAG